This is a messenger RNA of Indicator indicator, 1029 nucleotides long. RefSeq names its product forkhead box B2 (gene FOXB2). Gene Ontology annotation, molecular function: RNA polymerase II cis-regulatory region sequence-specific DNA binding; DNA-binding transcription factor activity, RNA polymerase II-specific. Bases 1 to 1029 code for a protein of 342 amino acids. The record is from RefSeq and is a predicted model, not a curated record. Gene Ontology annotation, biological process: anatomical structure morphogenesis; regulation of transcription by RNA polymerase II; cell differentiation. The transcript has a single exon. NCBI's taxonomy places the organism in Eukaryota, Metazoa, Chordata, Aves, Piciformes, Indicatoridae.
AUGCCCAGGCCGGGGAAGAGCUCGUACAGUGACCAGAAGCCGCCUUACUCCUACAUUUCCCUGACGGCCAUGGCCAUUCAGCACUCGGCCGAGAAGAUGCUGCCCCUGAGCGAUAUCUACAAGUUCAUCAUGGAGCGGUUCCCCUACUACCGGGAGCACACGCAGCGCUGGCAGAACUCCCUCCGCCACAAUCUAUCCUUCAACGACUGCUUCAUCAAGAUCCCGCGCCGCCCCGACCAGCCAGGCAAGGGCAGCUUCUGGGCGCUGCACCCGGACUGCGGCGACAUGUUCGAAAACGGCAGCUUUCUCCGCCGCCGCAAGCGCUUCAAGGUCCUGCGCCCUGAGCAUCACCUGUCCGGCGGCGGUGGGCCCGGCGGCGGGGCCGGCAGUGGCGGGGCAGGAAAGCCCCCUGCGCCUGCCCCGCACAUGGUGCACUACUUCCACCCUCACCCGCCGCCGCCACCUCCCUCGGGCAAAGUACCGGGGCUGCCGGGCUCCGAGGCGGCCGUGGCCGCCGCCGCAGCCGCUGCGGCCGUGGGAAGGCUGCCACAGUUCUCGCCCUACGGGAGCAGCCAGCCUUCGGGCUUCAAGCAUCCCUUCGCUAUCGAGAAUAUCAUCGGCAAAGAUUACAAAGGUGUGCUGCAGGCCGGCGGGCUGCCGCUGGCCUCGGUGAUGCACCAUUUGGGCUACUCGGUGCCCAGUCAGCUCAGCAGUGUGGUGAGCUCCAUGUGGCCUCACGUUGGGGUGAUGGACUCCGUGGCCGGCGUGCCUGUGUCCUCCGACUACGGACCUUUCGGGGUGCCCGUGAAGGCCCUCUGCCACCCGCCGGCACAGACCAUGCCCGCCGUCCCGGUGCCCAUCAAGCCCGCGCCAGCCAUGCCUGCUGCCCCGGCCAUCCCCGCUCUGUCGGUCGCCGCCUCGCAGAUCUGCCCUGCCGCUUCGCCAGCCGCUGCUUCGCUGCUGGAACAGACCGCCAGCAGCACCCCCGAGGGCAAGGGCUCUCUCCACUCCGUCCUGGUGCACUCCUAA